This is a messenger RNA of Zea mays, 1557 nucleotides long. RefSeq lists its product as uncharacterized. The transcript has 3 exons. Bases 264 to 761 code for a protein of 165 amino acids. The record is from RefSeq and is a predicted model, not a curated record. NCBI's taxonomy places the organism in Eukaryota, Viridiplantae, Streptophyta, Magnoliopsida, Poales, Poaceae.
UGCCGCAUCGUUUUUGGGCUAUUUAAGGCACCCACUCCCCACCUUUUCCUUUCUUCCUCCUCAUCCAGCGCGGCUCCACUCAAAGCUUGAGCCUUCCUUUUCUUUUCUUGUUUUUGUUUUAUUUUCUUGGUAGGGGGGAGUCGUCUUCUCCAUCUCUCCUUAGCCUAGGAGAAGGAGAGAUCCAGAGGCAAAAGCUUCAGGGUUUGUACAAAUUCUAGAUCUAACCGGACUAACCAGAAAACAAAACAAAAAAAGACGAAAGCAUGAGCCACUUCGCCGCCGCCAUGAAGAGCCCCCUUGCGGUCGCCGUCGCCGCGCCCGCCGGCGCCGCCGACGCUAAGAGCCCGCUCUUCUGCCCCAAGCCGCGGCGCCCCGCGGCGCCGCUGCGGUGCCAUCAGAGCGGCGGCUUCUCCGACGCCGGCACGGAUCUGCUCGACCUCCUCCUCUCGAAGGGCGACGAGAGCGGCCUGUCGUCGGCGUCCCCGCAGCCGCCGCUGUUCUGCGGCUCGCCGCCGCGGCGAGCGUCGAACCCGGUGGUCCACGACAGCAGGUUCGGCGCGGACUGCCCGCCCAUGCCCGUGCCAGGGCUGCCCGUGCACCGGCCAAGCCCGCGCCCGUCGACGGCGGCGCCGUCCAUGUCGCCGCGCGGGUGUGCCCGCGCGCGGUUCGCGUUCCAGCCCGCCGCGGUCCGCGUCGAGGGUUUUGACUGCCUCGACCGCGGCCGCGGCGGCCGUGGCCAUGGCAUCACCGCCAUGGCCUAGACUGUGCACAUACAACAGCCAGCACCCUGAGACCCUCCUCCCCCGCCCUUCCAUCCAUGGCACGCAAGAGCCACGAGCACCUUGUUGGAGGUAGAAGAAGAGGAGGGGGUAGGGGAGGAAUUGAGAGGGAUCGGUUUGUCCUAAAUCUUACCCCCCUAAAAAGUAAAAAAAAACUAGUACUUUUAUAUAAACCCGUCCCAUCCUUCCACCCCCAACAAUUACAGCGAGUUUAGGUAAUUUUAUCACAGAUCCUUUUUGUAUGUAAAUAAAGUUCGAGGUUCAGAAAUUAUGUAGAAAAAAUGUAGAGGGGAGGAGGAGCAGGGACAAAAGGGCUUAAAAAAGCAGAGAAGGGAUGAUUAAUCAGAGUUUCCUCUCUCAUGUGUCACUGCCCCUCCUCUCUUGAAGGAUUAAUUAGCCAUUGGGUUUAGUGGGUGGGAGGGAGGGAGUUCGGGAAUAGUUAGGUAGUAUGUCCUAGUUCGCCAAUUAAUGAUGCUUUCUUUUUUGGUUUUUGAUGGGGAAUUGUUUUUUCUUUGUUGUCCGUCCGUCCAUGCAACCAAGAAAUUUCAUGGAGAAUCUGUACAAAAGAGUGGCUAGCUACUACACGAGAGUCCGUUCUGAGAGAAGCAACACGAGGUCAGUCAGUGGAUGAGUUUAGAGUGAGACAUUCACACGCUGAGAGGGUUGAUAAUUUGUGAUAUUUUCCUCUUUUUUUUUUCUUCCUGAUUUUGUAUAUUGUAAUAUCCUGCUGGAUUUUCCAAUGAAUGAGUGAAUGAACCAAUCAAUCUUUAUAAUAGUA